Molecule: messenger RNA, 1449 nt
Organism: Ananas comosus (pineapple)
Lineage: Eukaryota; Viridiplantae; Streptophyta; Magnoliopsida; Poales; Bromeliaceae
Product: auxin-responsive protein IAA10-like
Exons: 5
Coding region: 95-1102 (335 amino acids)
Biological process (GO): regulation of DNA-templated transcription
Cellular component (GO): nucleus
Molecular function (GO): protein binding
Source: RefSeq, a predicted model, not a curated record
ACUAUCCCCGUUAAAAAGCGGUCCCUCAGCAUUUCCCCUCCCCUGUGCUCUGUUGUAGCAGAGAGAGAGAGAGAGAGAGAGAGAGAGAGCUCCGAUGAGACGCGCGAGCGGGUUCGUCGGAGGCGGCGCCGCGUCGGUGGGGUCGGCCACGGCGGUGGCUCCGGUGGCGACGGGGGAGGAGGCGGCGGAGGAGAGGAGAGGCGAAGAGGUGGAGGAGAGAGAAGGGGGGGAGGAGGAGGAGGAGGAGGAGGAGGAGGAUGAGGAGGAGUUGGAGCUAGGGUUGAGUUUGGGGGCGAAGAAGAAGGUGAGCUCGGGGCGUGGGGCGAAGUGGGCGCCGAGGGGGCAGGGCUGCCGAAUACUAACGGCGAAGGAUUUCCCCCCCACGGCGCCGCCACGGCGCGCGUCGCCGCUCUCGUCGCCGAACUCGUCCGUGUCGUCGUCCUCCUCCUCCUCCGCCGCCCUGGCCGGCGCCGGGAGCAAGAGGGCCGCGGCGGCGGAUCCCGUCUCGCCCGAGGGCGUCGGAUCCGCUCACCCCCCUAGCAGUCAGAUGGUGGUGGGAUGGCCCCCCAUAAGAGCAUUCAGGAUGAACAGCUUGUUCAACCUGUCUAAGGAGAGCAAUUCUGAGCUCGACACCUCAAACCCUAAGAAGACCACCAACAACAAUAGCAGCGGCGGCAGCAGUAGCAGAAAUGGCAACAAUAUGAAGAGUAGCAAUGGGGUCGAGGAUCCGGUCAAGAAAGGACCGGCUACAAGGAACUCUCUCUUCGUGAAGGUGAACAUGGUUGGAGAUCCUAUUGGGAGGAAGGUGGAUCUUAGUGCCCACCACUCUUAUGAGAGCCUUGCCGUUUCUCUUGAGCUCAUGUUCCACAAGCCAACGACGGAUCUUGGUGUGUCGAUCCAUGGUUUAAACGCUUUAAAGUUAUUAGAUGCUUCUUCUGAGUUUGAGCUCACUUAUAAAGACAAGGAUGGUGAUUGGAUGAUGGUUGGGGAUGUUCCUUGGAGGCUCUUUUUGAAUAGUGUCGAGAGACUUAGAAUUGUGAGGAGAUCUGAAACCAGUGGACAUGCAGCACCACGGUUUCAGCCUGGUGACCUGAAAAGUUGACUCUAGAGAAGACUCUGCAUAUGCAAGGUAGUCUAUCAACCCUAGAAACAUAGAGAAAUUGAGUGCUGGUUUUCUUUCCAAGUCAAGCCUGGAUCGAUCAUUCCACUGGCCAUUUCUUUUGAUUUUGCCCCCCUUUUUUUCUUUGUUUGGGAAAUUUGUCCAUUUUGCUGGGUGUUUCUUUGUUACACCCCCUAUGUUUCCCUGUUCCUGCUAGUGCUGUGCAAUUAUAACCAGAACAUAAAUGCUACUUGCAAUAGUGUAAAUAUGUCUGUUUUUUAUGUUUGUUUUAUGUUUGCUUUGUUGUUUUGCGAUUUGUUUGCCGAAUAUGAAUGUUUAUGCUUCGCAAA